This is a messenger RNA of Zophobas morio, 638 nucleotides long. It is a transcript of the gene mRpS10, whose product is annotated as small ribosomal subunit protein uS10m. Gene Ontology annotation, cellular component: mitochondrion; mitochondrial small ribosomal subunit. The record is from RefSeq and is a predicted model, not a curated record. The transcript has 4 exons. The coding region runs from base 94 to 555 and encodes 153 amino acids. Lineage: Eukaryota; Metazoa; Arthropoda; Insecta; Coleoptera; Tenebrionidae.
UACAUCUGUCAAAAAUUGAAAUGUGAAAAAUAAUAUUAUUUUGUAUUUUAUUAAAUUAUUACUUUAUUAGAACAUAUUGACCUAAUCACCACAAUGAAUAUUUUCAAAGCAUUACAGAAUGGUGUAGCCAUAACCUCAAAACCUCUUUUUCGACUAAUGUCCAAUUUACCAAAAGCCGCAGAAGAAGGUGAACUCGAUAAGUUGUAUAAGAUUGUUGAACUAGAAUUAAAGGGGCAUGAUCCAGCGGUUUUAAAAAGUUUUGUAAAGUUUGCUACAACGGCUGGAAACCAUUUAGAUAUCAAAUCAACUACGUGGGAUUUACGUAAACCGAUACAUGAUCGACGUAGUGUAUUAAAGUCUGUACAUAUUUAUAAAAAGCACCAGGUGCAAUAUGAAACCAGAACAUACUUUAGUUUUAUACAAUACAAACAUGUUACGGGAAGUACAGCUGACACACUUUUGGAAUAUGUUGAACGUAAUCUACCAGAGGGUGUAGCAUUAAAGGCGACAAAGGUUGAGUUACAGGCACUCCCAGAACAUUUAAAAUCUCCUUAAUAGUGUCUAGCGAUUUAGAAUAAGCCUUGCCAAUUUAGUAGUAAAUUUUUUAUUAAAUAAAUAUUCAAGUUUUUUUUACCCAA